Andrographis paniculata is the source of this 1635-nucleotide messenger RNA. Its product is annotated as DELLA protein RGL1-like. The record is from RefSeq and is a predicted model, not a curated record. Gene Ontology annotation, molecular function: sequence-specific DNA binding; DNA-binding transcription factor activity. Gene Ontology annotation, cellular component: nucleus. Gene Ontology annotation, biological process: regulation of DNA-templated transcription. The coding region runs from base 1 to 1635 and encodes 544 amino acids. The transcript has a single exon. Lineage: Eukaryota; Viridiplantae; Streptophyta; Magnoliopsida; Lamiales; Acanthaceae.
AUGGAAUUAUUCAGUUUUGGUGUCGAUUUCUUUCGUGUCCAUGACAAUGAAGAAGGUGUUGCAAUUUCCAAGUCAGGAGGAUAUCCAAAUUCCCAUGAGUUCGGGACAGGGAGCUCAGAUGACUUGCACCACGACGCUGUCCCUAGCCCUUUAAUGCCAUCAUCAUGUGAAGAAGAUGAUACAGCAGAGAAGGCUGCUGGAAUUGACUGCCAGACACGGACUGGACCUAAGAAGAAGCAGCAGCAGCAGCAGCAGCAGCAGCAGUAUGUGUUACCUGCUGCUUUUGAAGUUCUGAGAAGACAUGGAAGCAGGCGUCUCAAGUUUGAUGGGAAGACAUGGAGCACAGGUAAUGAACAACCACAGUCUGCAGAGUUGCCAACAGAAAUGAUCAUUCAACUGGCUGCAGAAAAGUUCAUCCAGUCCGCGCCCCAAAGCGGCCGUAGUAAACUCUCUGCUCUCAAUCACCCUUAUCCAAGUUCACUGUUAAGCCACUCCGAUGAGGAUUCUAGAGGGGUCCAACUAGUCCAGAAUCUGUUGUCGUGUGCAGAGAAAGUAGACGAGAAACAGCACGAGCGUGCGCUCAAGUUCUUGAAGGAGUGUGAGAAACACAGCUCCCCUAGUGGAACUCCUAUUCAGAGAAUGGCUUUUUAUUUCACUGAAGCCCUUUUCUCAAAGAUUGCUUGGGAAACAGGAAGAAUUACACCAAAGGUUUCAGAGAAGCCUUUGGAUUCUCUAGAGCCACUACUGUGCCCGAAUAUCCUGAUUGCAUUUCACAAAGAGCAUCCACACUCCCAGAUCACCAAGUUUGCAGGAAUGCAGGCCAUUGUGGAUCAUCUGGGGGAUGCAAGGAAGGUUCAUGUGGUUGACUUUCAGAUCAGGAGUGGGGUGCAAUGGAUCAUCUUGAUGCAAGCUCUUGCAGCUCGAACUGAACACCCCAUCCACUACCUUAAGCUCACUGCCGUUGGAACCAAAGGAAGGUUGAUGCUGGAGGACACUGGCCGGCAGUUAGCAGCCUUUGCUGAAUCCUUGGACUUGAAAUUUAUUUUCAAACUAGUCAUGGUGGAAAAUAUUUUAGAUCUCAGAGAAGAUCACUUUGAGCGGGAUGCUGAUGAAGCAGUUGCCUUCUAUGCAGCCUACUCCCUUAUGAGCCUUAUUGGAAGGAUUGACCAUAUUGACCAUGUGAUGGGAGUGAUCAGAAACAUCAAUCCUUGUGUUAUGGUUGUCACUGAAGUAGAAGCAAACUGCAAUGCUCCCACCUUCAUAGGGCGCUUCGUAGAGAGUUUGUUUUUCUUUGGUGCAUACUUCGAUUCCUUGGCUGAGUGUAUGAAGGAUGAUGAGCCAAAUAGACGCUUUGCUGAAUCUACAAUGUUCAGGUCCUCGAUAAAUAAUAUUUUGGCAGCCGAAGGAAAGGAAAGGAAGGUUAGACAUGUGAAUAUAAAUGUGUGGAGGGCAUUUUUUGUGCGCUUCGGAUUAGUUGAAGUGGAACUUAGUUUGUCAGCUCUGGAUCAGGUAACAGUUGUGCUUCAAGGAUUUUCCAGUAGGAGCUCCUGCACGGUACAGCUAGAUGGUAAAAGCCUAAUUAUGGGCUGGAAGGGAACACCACUUACUUCGCUUUCUGUAUGGAAAUUCAAAUGA